AUGAAGAAGAACUCUGCCAUCCUGAGCCUUGCGGCUCUCGCCCUCGCGGCUGCUGACGAUCCUUGCGUCGGCCUCACCUCUGCUUUCCCGGCCUGCCCGUUUGCGUGUAUAUCUUCUGCCGCCAGUGCAGUAGGAUGUACCAAUACAGCAGACCUUGGCUGCAAUUGUAUUCCGGCGAGCUCCUCCUCCAUCAUGAACCUUGCCAUCGGAUGCGCCGUCAAGUGUCCAGCUGGCGACAUUGGUCCAGCCCUCUCUGCUGGAUCGGCCCUGUGUGCUUGUGAAGCAACUCGGACCAGGGAACCCACCACUGCUGCCACAGCCUCUCCCACGGCCAGUGCUGCUUCCGAAAAGCCAAAGCCCGGAUCGACCACCUCCACAGCCCCGGCUCCAGGGACGACAGCCGGAACCGCAACCGCCACCGCAACCGCCACCGCAGCCGCAACCGAGACAACCGCUCAGGCCACGGCUACGUCUGCUCCGCCGUGUGCUCCCUCGUCCCCGUGCGACGCUGUCAAGAGCAAGGUGCCUGCCUGCGCCAGCUCUUGCAUCGGGUCUGCAGCAGAGGCUGUGGGUUGCGGCGCGGAGAACUUGUCCUGCCAGUGCGCUUCUUCUGCGGCUAUCCAGCAAUCCGCGUUUGGCUGCGUGUCGUCUGCGUGCGGCUUGCAGACCGGCGCCCAGGUGCUGCAAUCCGUGUCCGCGGUCUGCAGCUGCGUCGCGGCGAACCCCCCGCGGCCCUGCUCGGGCGGGAGCGCGGCAGCGACGCCGUCACCCUCUUCCGCCGCGCAGAGCCCCCCCAGCCAGGGCUCCUCGCGUCCCGGCUCCGUCUCCGGCCCCGCCGCCCCGUCGCCCUCGCCGCCCUGCGCGUACGCCGCCCCCGCCCAAGCCGACUGCGGCGCCGUCGCCUCCUCGGCCAUCCCGUCCUGCGCGCGGCAGUGCUUCGCCUCGGCGGCGCCCGGCGUCGGCUGCAAGGUCGCCGACUACCGGUGCCAGUGCCAGCCGCAGGCGCAGCAGAGCCUGUCGGCCGCCCUUCUCCCCUGCGUGCAGAAGCACUGCCCGGCGUCGUCUCUCGCGGCCGUUGUCGGCGGCGCCAGCUCCGUGUGCGCGUGCGCGACGGCGGCGCCACCACGCGCCGCGGCCUCGGGCGGCUGCGCGGCCGGCCCGACCGGAGCGGAGUCGCGGUCCGGCGCCGGAAGCACCGCCUCGGGAUCCGAGACUGCGGCCCCGACCUGCGACGGCGGCGGGUGCAGCCAGCCGUCGUCGGGCGCCCAGACCGCAGGAGGAACGCAGACCGCGGCGGCCACCCCCGGAGGCGGGUCGUCGACCGCCGCGGGCCAGCCGCAGCCGACCUCGAGCGCUGGCCCCGUUCUCGGCGGCGCCGCCGUCCACGACGUUCCGCUCGUCGCUGGCCUCGUCUGUCUUUUCUGGGCGGCUGCCGUUGCCCUGUGA
Ustilaginoidea virens is the source of this 1446-nucleotide messenger RNA. RefSeq lists its product as uncharacterized. The transcript has 4 exons. Bases 1 to 1446 code for a protein of 481 amino acids. NCBI's taxonomy places the organism in Eukaryota, Fungi, Ascomycota, Sordariomycetes, Hypocreales, Clavicipitaceae. The record is from RefSeq and is a predicted model, not a curated record.